This is a messenger RNA of Spodoptera littoralis (African cotton leafworm), 1230 nucleotides long. NCBI's taxonomy places the organism in Eukaryota, Metazoa, Arthropoda, Insecta, Lepidoptera, Noctuidae. The record is from the annotation of a GenBank genome assembly.
AUGGAGUUCGCCUCUGUUUUACCUACUAAUGUGGCGCUUCAGUUCAACGAGACGACGGUGGAAUAUGACGAUGGAGAUGACCCGGACGCUGUCACGUUGCUGUCCAUAUUGCUUGUCGGUAUAUUCCUAUCGCUGCUAAUAUUCCUAAGUGUAGCUGGGAACAUAUUGGUCUGCAUCGCUAUCUACACGGACCGAGGUUUGCGACGCAUCGGCAACCUGUUCCUCGCAUCGUUAGCUAUCGCUGACAUGCUGGUAGCAGCCGCUGUCAUGACAUUUGCUGGAGUAAAUGAUUUGCUAGGAUACUGGGUCUUCGGCGAGCAAUUCUGCGACACCUGGGUAGCAUGUGACGUCAUGUGCUCAACUGCCUCCAUUCUCAACCUGUGCGCAAUCUCGCUCGACAGAUACAUACACAUCAAAGACCCUUUGAGGUACGGACGCUGGGUAACUCGACGAGUGGCAGUGGCAACUAUAGCCAUGAUCUGGCUCCUAGCUGGUCUGGUGAGCUUCCUACCCAUAUCGCUGGGGCUACACAGGCCUGAUGAAGAGGCUCUGGCUACCCAGAAGCCGCCCAGAUACCCCACGUGUGCUCUAGUGCUGACUCCGACUUAUGCUGUCGUAUCCAGCUGUAUAUCCUUCAUACUGCCAUGUAUAGUGAUGAUAAGUAUAUACUGCAGGCUAUACUGCUACGCCCAGAAACACGUGAAGUCUAUCCGGGCCGUAACUCGAACGGUUCAAAUGCCGGACAACCGAACGAAGUCGGUGCGAACGCGGGUCCAUACACACGUACAUUCGUCCCCCUACCAUGUGUCUGACCAUAAAGCGGCCAUCACCGUCGGCAUCAUUAUGGGAGUCUUCCUCCUAUGCUGGGUGCCAUUCUUCUGUGUCAAUAUCGUCGCUGCGUUUUGUAAAACGUGUAUACCAGAUCUGGCGUUCAAAAUCCUGACAUGGCUUGGAUACUCAAACUCGGCGUUUAACCCUAUAAUAUACUCGAUAUUCAACACAGGAUUUCGGGAAGCAUUCAAGAAGAUAUUGACGUCUAGGUACCCACCGUGUUGUGGCUACCAAAGUGUUAGGGCUAACACACCAACGAGAAAUGAUAACUUCGUAACUGACUACGGUACUAAGACUUUAGUGGUACGCCGGAGCGGGUCUCUUGGCUUAUCAGGGGUAGAUCCUACUCCAAGGUCAUCAGCCGAGUCAGUUCGACCACUCAGAGAGUACCACAUUUGA